AUGGAUAUAGAAGUCUUUGAAAUAGACUCAAGCAGUGACGACUCUGAAAAAGAAAAUAUCUGCAACUACAGCAAUGACCCUGUAAUCAUGACAUACAAAAUAAAAUCUUGCAUUCCAAUAAAAGAAUCAGACUACUCUAGACUUAAUCCUAAACAGUAUUUAAAUGAUAACGUAGUUGACUUCUUUCUAUUGUACUUUCUCAAUGAAAGUGAAAGAAAAAGUAUUCACGUCUUCAAUAGCUUUUUUUACAAAACGCUGGAAAAUGAUGGGUAUGAAAAGAUCGCUAAGUGGGUUAAUGAAAAAGAAAUUUUUGAUAAGGAUUAUUGGGUUAUCCCUUUAGCCAUUAAUAAUCAUUGGGUGUUACUUGUAGUUUGCUAUCCAAAAUGCAUUUUCUUAAAAAAUAGAAAAGGAAAGCAAAAGAGGCCCCAGAUUUUGCUGUUUGAUUCGUUGAAUAUUAUAGAAGAAGAUCUUGGAGAGAAUGUGAGGUAUUUUAUAGCAAAUGCAUGGGCAACUCUUAAUAAUGAAGAUUACUGUGAAAUUCCAGAAAAGGAAGUACCAUUGAUAGCAGUAAGAGUGCCGCAGCAAGAAAAUCUAUUUGAUUGUGGGGUGUAUUUGAUAUUUUUUGCUAACCCCCCUCCGUGGGCUAAAAUAAUUGUUUGCUUUCGAUGGGUUAAUUUUUAAUAUAAAUUUUAUAAAUCUUAUAAUAAAAUUAUUUUUGAAAUUAAAAAAAUUCGCAAAAAUUAUGAUGCAAAUAAUAUUUAAUUUGUAAAAUUUAUGUUUUAAAAUACAAGCUGUUUAAAUUAAACAGAAUUAGUUCGAGAUUUCGUUAUAAUUAUUAUCACUAAUAUAUAGUUUUUCAUAAAAAUUUUUUGCUCACUCAUGGAAGUUGGCUUUUGGAAGAAAAAAAAAAUUUUUUCCAAUGGUUUUGUUCGCUUACGGAGGGGGAGUAAGGUCUUCAUGCGUGCUCCAACAAAAUUUGAUUCUGCCAAUACCAAAAAAGAUUUUUCUGAUUUAUUUAAAAUAGAAGAGAUUGAGAGAGGAAGAUGGGAACUCAAAAAUAUUAUUAAUCAAUACUCUUCAGGUGAAAGAGUAAACAAAGGUGUCAAUAUAUUCUUGAGCAAGAGCCUACUAAAGGAUAAAACUUAACUUAACUAAUUUAACAUAAAUGGCUUAAAGACUUUCAGAUUUGAUGCAUCUGCAUACUUGUGGCUACUGAAUCUGCUUGCCAGAGGAAUUCAGUCGCCUGAGCACUGUCUCAGCGGCAGCCUGCUUCUGGGCCUGGGACUUGCGCCGAUAUCCCUGAGUCUCAACGGGUUAGAAAAACUCUUGCUUUACGUCUUGCGGGUACUAUAGAGUAAAGGUUAGCCGAUGCCUCCCUGUCGACUAUCUCGAAAAAGUGUGAAAUCAAGGAAAAGAACCAGGGAAAGAAACUACAGCUCAAAAACCAUCCGGAUAACUAAAACCUGGAUUGAAAUGGACUAGCUGGCUCCCAAGGUUUACCAACCCCAUACAGCCUCUCUAGGCAAGCUAAGGUUAGAAUUAAAGGACCUGAACCUUUGUUUAGGCUAUGAAGCCAUUUUGGCGCCCAAAGUAGUGCGUCGCCAUCAAAAUACAUAUUUCAUUGCCACGACAUAUUAAUUAUAAAGGAUUAUAAAGAUAGUGCUCCAGCAAAACUAAGGAGAAUUGAUGAAGAUAAGAGUGUUAGAGUUAUACCAAGCAAAACACCCACAAGACAACGUAAAAUUAAAGAUGGUAAGGCUAGUAAAGUAGUUUCAACGAGAAGUUCUUUGAUAACACCUAAACUAGCUGGCCCUCAAAAUAAACCCAAAAAUAACGCGAAAGCCUCUAUCCCAGCUUCCCCUGCACCUAAGAUAACUAGAAAAGCAAGCAGAGCGGCAAGAAAUAGCAAUAACACUAAUCAAUUGUUAGAAAACAAUAUACCUAUAGCUGAAUCCCCAGCAAAAACUCCUCAAGCGAAAAAAUCUCCUAUUAGUCCAUCUACAAAGGUUCCAAGAAAACCUCCUAAAGCCACUAAUAACCCUGAUUUACAGCCUUCUAAAGCAAGAAAAGAUGCCCCUAAGCCUGCAAAAACUUCAAGCACAAUUACUCACAAGACUUCUCCAAAGUAUACCAAUCCAAUGCCUGACAAAAAAUACCCAAAAAGGGAACGAAAGGCUAAUAUAUGGUUAAAAGAUUACGAAAUCGAUCUGACUCCUGCCAGAAAUUUACCUCAAAAAAGGCCAAGAGGUAAAUAA
Molecule: messenger RNA, 2255 nt
Organism: Blepharisma stoltei
Lineage: Eukaryota; Ciliophora; Heterotrichea; Heterotrichida; Blepharismidae
Source: the annotation of a GenBank genome assembly